AUAGAAAGUCAUGCCGAAGGUACAACGGAACAGCUUCUUGUAUUCUAUGAGACUAGUAGCUCGAUGUGCGGCUAGAUACUACGUUUAUCUUGCUUCUUUGACCGCUGGCAUCUGUAUCCAUUUUCAACCCUCCACUCUAUUGAAAGUGGCGCUUGUUCUACCUAGUGGUACUUCCUACGCUCGAUCUUAGAGUCUUGGUCCAAGAUAGGCCCACCAGGCUGAUAUGGAGCUAUCUCGAGUAGACAUGCUCGCGAUGAAUGAUGAAGUAUAAGAUUGAGCAUCUCUUCCACCUCAAAUCGACAUCAUCAUCAUUACCUUCUCCUUCAUCUCACAAACAAACACACUUCUCAAACAUCAAACAUCAUCCCUCUGAACAUCAACAUGCGUUCCGCAAUCAUCACUUCUGCCUUUGCAGUUUUGGCCCUUGGAAAUCCUAUCCCUCAAUCGAUUGAUUUGGGUACUAUCGAUACUUUACCACCAGCUGCAGUUUCUAAUGCUCCAGUUGAUAUUUCUUCCCAAAGUGUCAGCGUCAAGCCACCUGCUGCGGCAACCUCUGUAGGGGCCGCAAAAGUAACUGACACGGCUGUUCCGAGUGGAGUAGCGGCCAAACGUAAUACCAUAAAGCGGUCUUGCGAGCCUCAACCUGCGGGAGCUGCUCCAACUUCAACGUAAGUACUUGAUAGCAUUCAAGCGUCUGUCAAAAACUCUCACUAACAAACAGCCUUACAGUCCAGACACUGCAGAAGCUUUUUUAGCCGAUUCUCAAUACACUGCUAUUUCUGAUGUAGCUGCCACUCCCCAAGGUUAUAACCUUUCAUUCAAGAAUUUACAAGGUUCUUCCCAAACUACCUCGUACCUUGGAUAUAAGACCUUGGAUUCUUACGACACAGUUAACUGUGCUUCUUACUGUGAUCAACAAGAAGGUUGUAUUGCAUUCAAUAUCUACAUGGAGCGCGAUCCAACAGUUGAUCCGGGCGCUACCUGCGCUAACCCAGCUUCUACCACCAAUUACAAGUGCGUGAAGUGGGGUGUUCAAAUUCAAGCGGCUACAGCUACCAAUGUCGGACAAUGGAGACGUAAGUUUUUCUCUCACAAUAGGCCAAUAAAAUUAUAAAUGUACUAACACCAAAAUAGAGGAUUUCCACGUUGUUAUCGCCGGAUCAAAUGGCUACAAUAAAGAUGCUGCUCCCGCCCCAGCCGAUGGUUACACGGGCCCAGUCGCCCUCGGAGGAGCAAUCAAUGCCCCACUCGACCCAGUCACCCACACAGACACAUACAUGGGAUAUAAAUUCUUCUCCUUCGAUGAUGUUCAAACCUUCGCCAACGGCGUCGUAGCUUGCACUGCCGCCUGUACCGCGCAAACCAAAUACAACGCCGAGCAUCCCCCCUCCACCGGUAACCCAUCCGUCUGCAACCAAUUCGUCGUCUACGUUCUCAGCGACGAAAACAAACCACAAGGAAUCUACUGUUCCAUGUACACGGAAGAAUGGGCCAGCAACUACGCAACCAAUGUCGGUCAAUACCGCGGAAGUGAUUAUUGGUCUGUAAGCCAAGCAUAUACAUAUACCAAUGCUGCCUAUGCGGCCAAAUACGAACCAAUUUGUGAUGUUCCAGGAUGUCCAGGAGGAUCUUACACAGGGGGUAAUUAUGGCGGAUAUGGAUAUCCUUCGCCUGCUCAACCAGCUAAAUGUAAGUCUAAGAGGGGAGAGACGAAGAUUUUGUGAUUUUCUUUUUCCUGUUUCUUCUAUUUCUAGAUGGAUGGGUUGCUAAUUUGAUGUCUACAUUAGAAAUGAUUUUCUAAAAUAAGAUUACAUCUGAAAUUUCGGGUCCGGCUUUCGGCUUCGGGUUCGGCUUCGAAAAUCAGAAAUCAUUUAUAGUUGGUUGUUAGUCGGUUGACUAAGAAAGGGGAGAUCGCUUAAAAAUUAUUCUUCAUAAAUCAACCAUGUUUUAUCAUGAUUUGAUGGAGAUAUUGGAUUAGGUUGGAAAUUGGAUUGGGCUGGAAUUGGAUGGAAUGGGAUGGGAUUCCACGGGAUGAUAUCAUUGGAGAAGGCUUUUUUUUAAUCAGGGAUUUAAUGUAUUGGUGGUAUUUUUCUAUUUCCUUUUAAAUAAAAUGAAUAAAUACUAGAAAAGAGAAUAUCUAUUUCAUUUUCAUAGACUUUGAAUUGUUU
Sclerotinia trifoliorum is the source of this 2168-nucleotide messenger RNA. Lineage: Eukaryota; Fungi; Ascomycota; Leotiomycetes; Helotiales; Sclerotiniaceae. The record is from the annotation of a GenBank genome assembly.